AGCUGCCUCCCCCUCGAGCCCCCUCGCUUCCCGACGCUCCGUCCCCCCUGCCCGCCUUUUCCCGCAGCCGCCUUCCGCAGGCCGUUUCCACCGAGGAAAAGGAAUCGUAUCGUAUGUCUGCUAUCCAGAACCUCCACUCUUUCGACCCCUUUGCUGAUGCAAGUAAGGGUGAUGACCUGCUUCCUGCCGGCACUGAGGAUUAUAUUCAUAUAAGAAUUCAACAGAGGAACGGCAGGAAGACCCUGACUACUGUCCAAGGGAUCGCUGAUGAUUACGAUAAAAAGAAACUAGUGAAGGCGUUCAAGAAGAAAUUUGCCUGCAAUGGUACUGUAAUUGAACAUCGAGAAUAUGGAGAAGUGAUUCAGCUACAGGGUGACCAGCGCAAGAACAUAUGCCAGUUCCUAACAGAGACUGGACUGGCUAAGGACGAUCAGCUGAAGGUUCGUGGCUUUUAAGUGCU
Molecule: messenger RNA, 460 nt
Organism: Jaculus jaculus (lesser Egyptian jerboa)
Lineage: Eukaryota; Metazoa; Chordata; Mammalia; Rodentia; Dipodidae
Product: eukaryotic translation initiation factor 1-like
Exons: 1
Coding region: 114-455 (113 amino acids)
Biological process (GO): translational initiation
Cellular component (GO): eukaryotic 43S preinitiation complex
Molecular function (GO): ribosomal small subunit binding; RNA binding; translation initiation factor activity
Source: RefSeq, a predicted model, not a curated record